This is a messenger RNA of Brachypodium distachyon (stiff brome), 5018 nucleotides long. RefSeq names its product putative disease resistance protein RGA3. Gene Ontology annotation, molecular function: ADP binding; protein binding. Bases 78 to 4193 code for a protein of 1371 amino acids. The record is from RefSeq and is a predicted model, not a curated record. Lineage: Eukaryota; Viridiplantae; Streptophyta; Magnoliopsida; Poales; Poaceae. The transcript has 5 exons.
UCACACUAUCUUUGCUGCGCUUCCACAAACCCAGCUGCAGCUGUAGGCUUGUAGCUAGCUUCAGCGAAGCCGCCAUCAUGCCCGCCGAGGUCGGGGGAAUGAUCGCGAGUGCCGUCGGGAACCGAAUAGCCGCCAAGCUCGGCGAGCUCGUCAGUGACGAGAUCGCCCUGCUGUGGGGGUUCCAGGACGAAGUGGAAGGCAUGAAGGAGAAAAUGCAAGAUCUGGAAGCCGUGAUGCUCGACGCCGACGACAGGAUGCGGCGCGGAGAGAGAGACGGGAGAGCUGUCGGGCGGUGGCUCGCCAAAUUCAAGGCCGUGGCCUACGAUGUGGAGGACGUGCUGGACGAGCUGGACGCCAACGAGCUCAUCAACAAAACCCAAUCAAAGCUCAAGUUAUUCUUUUCCCGGAACAAUCAACUCAUCCAACGUUCUACCAUGGCCCACAACAUGAAGAGAGUGAGGGGGAAAAUAGGCAAAAUAGAAAAUGAGGGUCUCCAAACGCUCAAUCUUGUGAGUCGUGAAGCACGGGCAGAAAGGAGCGGAAAUGGGGAAACUUUUGCAGCCAUCAGUACUCAAGGCAUGAAAGCUGGAAUGGUGGGGAGGGAUACCGAGAUGAAGAAAAUAAUCACGCUGCUCGUGAGAAGUGAAGCUAGUGAGGAUAUCUCGGUCAUUCCAAUUAUUGGGCUUGGUGGUCUAGGGAAAUCAACACUGGCAGAAUCAGUCUUGGCAGAUGAAAGGGUUAACAUUUUCAACUUCAAAGCCUGGGUUCAUGUGUCUAAGCAGUUUGAUUUGCGCAAAAUUGCGGGUUCCAUCAUGAAAAGCAUAAAUAACAGUAUCAAUCUUGAAAAUUGUACUUUGCAGUUCCUACAUGAUAAUUUAAAAACUGAACUUGCUACCACAAGAUACUUAAUUGUUCUAGAUGAUCUCUGGGAAGAAGAUGGAAAAAAACUGGAAGAGUUGAAGCGGAUGUUACAAUAUGGAUGCAAGGGUAGCAAGAUUAUAGUCACGACACGUAACCAAAGCGUAGUGGCAAAACUGAGCACGGGUGUUCUUGCAAAUCAGAGGAUAAUUCGCCCUGUACCUGAUUCUGACCAAAUCAAGUUGGGUGUUUUAUCAACUGAUGACUGCUGGGAAGUAAUGAAACAAAUGGUAUUUGGGCCUGAUGAUGACCAUAGUGGCUUGGAAGAAAUUGGAAGGGAAAUUGCAUUGAAGUGUGGGGGAGUACCACUUGUGGCAAAUUCUCUUGGGAGAGUGAUGUCCGAGCUAAGAACAGUCAAGGCUUGGGAAGAUAUAAGAAACACAAAGAUUUUUCUGGGUUCGAGAGACCAAAAGGACACAUUAGAAUGCCUAAUGCUGAGCUACUACUAUAUGAAGCUGGAAUUCAAAAUGUGUUUCACAUAUUUAGCAGCCUUCCCCAAGGGUUUCAUUAUGGACAGUGAUCGUCUAAUCCUGCAAUGGAUCGCUCUUGGAUACAUUCAUGCAAAGGAUGAUGGUGAAAGGUGUAUCAACUACCUUCUAGGGAUGUCAUUUCUUCAGAUUUCGUGGUCAUCCUCGGUCAGUCGAAGUCCAGCGCAUGACAAAACUCCUCGUGAACUCACCACACAUGAUUUGGUGCAUGAUCUGGCGUCAACAAUUACUGCCAAUGAGUUCCUUGUGCUGGAUGCUAAUGCUCUCGAACCAAGGACUUGGAACAAAGCUCGUUAUGUCCGACAUGCACAACUGAUCAACUACAAGAAUCAAUCAAAGGUUUUCAGAUAUCUGCCAGCUAAAGUUAGAUCCCUUCAUUUUAGAGAUUCAGGAAAACAACAACUUCCCCGAAUGGCAUUUUCUCGAUCCAAGCACAUACGUGUCUUGGACUUAAAUGGGCAUUCCGUUAGAGGGCAAUCUACUCCAAGAACCUUUGAUCUUGGUGGAUGUUCAGUUGAAGGGCAAUCUACUCCAAGGAAUAUAGUGUUGCCAUCUUCUAUUCAUCAAUGCAAGCUACUUAGGUACCUUGAUGCUACUGCCUUGCCAAUUGCAUCACUUCCAAAGUCUUUCCACACACUUCAGUACAUGCAAACUCUAAUUUUGUCCAAAUGCUCACUUGAAACCUUGCCUGACAAUAUCUGUAGCCUCCACAAAAUUUGCUAUUUGGACUUGUCUGGUAAUAGCAGCCUUGAUAAGCUACCUGCAUCAUUGGGGAAGCUCUCUGAACUCUCUUUCCUCAACUUAUUGGGCUGUUAUAUACUACAAGAGUUGCCUGAAUCAAUCUGCGAGCUGACAUGUUUACAGCACCUAGACAUGUCAGAGUGUCGUGCCAUUCAGAAGCUGCCUGAUGAAUUUGGUAGCCUUCCAAAACUCACAUUUCUAAGCUUGUCAGGUUGUUCCAAGCUAACCAAACUACCUGACAUUGUUAGACUUGAGUCUUUAGAGCAUCUGAACCUAUCGAAUUGCCAUGAGCUAGAAAGCUUGCCAAAAGACUUUGGCAACCUCCAAAAGCUGGGGUUCUUGAACCUCUCUGAUUGCUAUAGGGUUUCAGUGCUCCCAGAAUCGUUUUGCCAGCUUAUUCAAUUGAAAGACCUAGAUCUUUCAGACUGCCAUCACCUUAGUGAACUCCCCGACUGUUUUGGUGACCUCUCUGAACUUGACUCUUUGAACCUGACAAGUUGUUGCAAGCUGCAACUACUGCCCGAGUCAUUCUGCAAGUUGUUUAAGCUGAGGUAUCUCAACUUGUCAUACUGUAUGAGGCUGGGAAAGCUCCCCUCAUCAAUAGGUGACCUUAAGCUUCGGAUAUUGGACAUCUCUUGUGCUUCAUCUCUCCAUUUCUUGCCGGAUAACAUCAGUAACAUGACUAGUCUCAAUCAACUUGAGGUCACGUCAGCACUACCUCGAGUAUUUCAGAAGGUUCAAGACAUUAAAAGGGACCUGAAUUUGUCAAGGUUAAUUGUACAUAAUGUACAUAAAAUAUAUAAGGAAAGAUGUAGCAGUAUAGUGAAUCUUACACAAUUGACUUGUCGUGAGCUGCGUGUUGUAGAACUUCAGAAUGUCAGGCAUCCAGAAGAUGCAGAGAGAGCCAAACUGCGUGAUAAAUCAGAUCUAAGAGUGCUACUUCUACGCUGGAGAUUGCAAAGGAAGGAGGAUAACCGGCAUAAAGCUGUGCUGGAGAACCUAGUACCUCCUCGGACUCUUGAACAAUUUUUGCUGAAUUGUUAUAUGAGCAAGGAUUUCCCUAAUUGGAUGUCUCACAUCUCCUCCUACCUCCCUUCACUCACCUACCUCAACCUUUCUGAUUUGGGAACAUGUGAUACUCUGCCUCCAUUUGGGCGGCUGCCAACUCUAAGAAAUCUAGUUAUGAAGAACAUUCCCAACAUCAGGAAGAUUGGCAAGGAUUUCUAUGGAGAGGAUGGAACUUGUACGAAAUUAAGAAGGAUACAAUUGAAGUCGAUGAGGAAUUUGGUGGAAUGGUGGACAACACGGUCAGGAGAAGAUAAUGGAGAGUUUUUAAUCCCUAAUCUGCAUAGAGUAGAAUUAAUAGACUGCCCAAAGUUGAAGUUCCUACCAUAUCCCCCAAAAGUUAUGUUGUGGUACUUGGAAAACAGUGGUGAGGUCUUGCCAGAAGGAGGAUUUGGGAAGCUUUCCUCUUCCACUCUUCCUUUUUCUCUGAAAAUUGUAAACUGCAUUUUUUCGCCAGAAAAGUGGGACAGACUUCAGCACCUCCCCACCCUUGAGAUAUUUCAAGUUCAAUCAUGCCGGGGCUUGAGGGCCUUGCCAGAGGCCAUUCAGUACUGCACCUCUCUCAGAAAUCUAUAUUUAUCGUCAUUGAAGGACCUGGAGUUAUUGCCGGAAUGGUUGGGGCACCUCACUUCUCUAGAAGAAUUUGUCAUUCGAGAUUGUCCCAUAGUUACAUUUUUUCCCGAAAGCAUGAAGAACCUUACCGCUCUCAAAGUAAUAUCGCUGAGGGAUUGCAAAGGCCUGGAUAUAUUGCCGGAAUGGCUGGGACAGCUUAUUUCCCUUCAAGAAUUUUACAUCAUCCGUUGCGCUAACCUGAUAUCUUUGCCUGAAAGCAUGCUGAACCAUUCCACCUUGAAGAAACUCUACAUUUGGGGCUGUUCAAGUCUGGUCGAAAGGUGCCAAGGGGAGUAUGCCUACAGGAUUUCACACAUCCCGACAGUUACACUCAAUAAUGUCUUAUGCAGAGCCAUGGAUGAAUUCUGAACAAGCAGGAGAAGAAUGAGGUGGAGUUGAUGGCUCUAAUAAGGAGAGCUGAAGAGACAAGUGGGAUAGAAAACUGCAGCUUUUUUUUCUGAAAGCUUACGGAACCUUGCUGCCUUGAAGGAACUCUACAUGUGGGGCUAUCCAGGUCUGGUUGAGAGGUGCCAAGGGGAGGAUGCCAACCUGAUUUCUCACGUCCCGGAAGUCACAUUAUACAGAUGAACUAGAAGAACUAGAGGGGCUGUGAUUAAUGAAUUGCAUUGUCUCAGAAGGGUAUCUGAAGAAAACAAUAGAUGGAAAUAUUUCCUGUGGGGGGAACUGUUGCUGAUCCGUUGUAUGGAAUUAUUGGUCUUACGCAGAGCCGAGGUCGACAUCUGAAGACAUGGGAGAUGAUGUACUUCUGGAGACAUGGGAAAGGGAGUGGAGAGACCGAAAAAACUCUGGAUGGCUGAUGUGCAGAGAGCUAAAAGCAAGAAACUGGAGCUCUCUGUAAAGCCUGAUGGAGGCGUAUUCGAGGCAAUAUAUGAAUGCUUGGUUUUUUUCUUUUUUGGAUCCAAUUGCGAACUUGGGGUGUGGAGGAUUAGGCUUUCCAAGGGUAGGAAAUUCGUAGCCAAAUUAGUUAUACGCAUUGGAACUGACAAGACGGUGAGAACUUAUGGAGCUAAGAAGCAGGAUCGUGUUAAAAAUUCUACAGAGUUCAGAAUUUUGUUGUAUUCAUUUUUAUCUUCUGGAACUUACAUAACUCUGUAAAAGGAUGUACUGUACUACUGAUAGAUGAUUCUAAACGAAUUAUUUUUUUUCGAAAUAGAAUGUUUCUAUACGAUGGUU